CUUGAGUAUUUACUAUUUAUGCAGUAGCCUUUCCAAAAAAAAUCUCUUCUUUUUUUUACUCUUUUUUGACUGAAUAGAUGGAGGUUUAAGACAGCUACUAUGUACAAAUUAGGUUGUGGGUGUAUUAUUAUUAUUUAUUACGGUUUUAAGUCAUGCUACAGCUGAUAUCUUCAUACUUCAGGUUUAGCUGAGAAUGCCUCGCCAUCUUGUGUCAUUCUGACAAUUGAGCAACAUAAGGAUAUGCAAGUCUGGAUCGAUUACCUCAAGGUAGUGACUGAUAGUGACUCACCAUAUUACAAGCAACUUCAAUACGAAUGCAAGAUUGAAAAGUACAGGACCUCACCGAUAUUCUGCAGUCGACCUGCUGUUGGACGAGAGCCUGAGACGGCGGCCUGUCGGCGGUCAUGUUGGGCAGCAGCCGGCGACGAGGCGACCAGGCCCAGGCGUCCAUUGCUCUCAGCUCUGCCGCUGCUGCAAGUUGCCAUGCGGCCGGUGCGCUGCCUCCAGCUAGCUUCUCCCGUCCUCCCAAUCUCCACUAUUCAUUAUCAAUCUGCUUGGAAUAAAGAAUCAAGGACCAAGGACAGAAGCUGGAGCUGCACGUGAACUGGGAUUGGGGAUUUUGGUCGAUAUGGAGAGAGCUGGAGCUGCACGUGAAGAGGGAUUGAGGAUUUUGGUCGACAUGGAGA
Lolium rigidum is the source of this 686-nucleotide messenger RNA. RefSeq lists its product as uncharacterized. Bases 241 to 603 code for a protein of 120 amino acids. The record is from RefSeq and is a predicted model, not a curated record. NCBI's taxonomy places the organism in Eukaryota, Viridiplantae, Streptophyta, Magnoliopsida, Poales, Poaceae. The transcript is spliced from 2 exons.